Messenger RNA from Serinus canaria (Common canary), 401 nucleotides. RefSeq names its product prolactin releasing hormone (gene PRLH). Bases 144 to 401 code for a protein of 85 amino acids. NCBI's taxonomy places the organism in Eukaryota, Metazoa, Chordata, Aves, Passeriformes, Fringillidae. Gene Ontology annotation, biological process: G protein-coupled receptor signaling pathway; response to peptide hormone; feeding behavior. The record is from RefSeq and is a predicted model, not a curated record. Gene Ontology annotation, molecular function: neuropeptide hormone activity; prolactin-releasing peptide receptor binding. The transcript has 3 exons.
GAGGGGACUCCGGCUCACAGCGGCGCACCUGGCUCAGCGGGACGGAGCGGCCACCUCUGCUCGCCCCGCCCCGUCACAUCGGAGCCUUCAGCAGAGCUCAGGAGACUUCACAGCCAAAUCUCAGCGGCCCCGAAGUGCUGGGGAUGAAGCUGGGGGUCGCCUGCCUCCUGUGGCUGCUGCUCGUCUGCCUGAGCCUGCCCGCCACCCACGGCCGAGUCCUGGAGCGCUCCAUGGAAAUCAGGAACCCGGACAUCGACCCCUCGUGGUACACGGGCCGCGGGAUCCGGCCCGUGGGGCGCUUCGGGAGGCGGCGAGCGCUGGGCGGGGGCAGCCGGCCCGGCGGGCCCGGGCAGAGGGGCUGCGCAGCUCCCCGCCCUCCCCGGCUGGAGCUGAACCCCUGA